Folsomia candida is the source of this 4898-nucleotide messenger RNA. RefSeq lists its product as uncharacterized. Lineage: Eukaryota; Metazoa; Arthropoda; Collembola; Entomobryomorpha; Isotomidae. Gene Ontology annotation, biological process: superoxide metabolic process. The transcript is spliced from 21 exons. Gene Ontology annotation, molecular function: metal ion binding. Bases 723 to 4124 code for a protein of 1133 amino acids. The record is from RefSeq and is a predicted model, not a curated record.
CCCAGUCAGUCCACAUUUCGCCUUCGUCGAGGAAGCCGCCGUGUGCAUCAAGUUGUAACGUCCCAAAGCAAACCAGGUCACACGAUCGAAGCAACCGUGCAGUGAGUGAAUAGGGAAACUUGGCUUCUCGAGAAUGCAUCUUCAUUGACACUGAUUUUAGCAUUUUCCCUCAAAAGAGUCCGAAUUUACCAGUGAGUUUGACCUACCUGGAGUCAUAUCCGGAAGACAGUGACUCCAUUUCAACUCGGAUAAGUGCAUAACAGUUCUACUAAAAAAACGUGAUCAUUUAUUAAGACGAGACUCGAAGGAUUGGUAACUCAUCAUCAUUACUGACUGGAGUCGGACAGAUGUUGGAGGAGAGAUUUAGACAAUCGGACCCCAUAAAGGAUUCAGUUUGAAGCAGUUGGGUAGCAGAAGUGGACACCUGUUCCCACAUCGAACAGAGCUGAGAUUUGAUCUAAAUAUUGUUGGUUGAGAAACGAAAUUAUGAUUGUGCUCGGAUUGUGUGGCUUCACAUAAAUAAAUGAAUGGAAUAAUAAUCUCGGGCUUCUUGGUGAUGAGACGUUUCGUGAGACUGGAGAAUUGGAAUAUGUGAUUUUGUGACUGGGUUUGACAAUUUUUCCUGCUUGCACGUGGAUAAAGUGUGCAUAAAUAAGCCUUUGCUAAAAAGGCAGUGUGUAUUUGUGAGCUUGUAGUUUUGCAUCAAAUUCUAAACCUGAAUUAUGGACGGGAGAUUUUACAGCCUCAUCAUUCUGCUAGGAUCGACGUGUACGAUGCUGAUUCCGCCGUCCCUGGGAAUCACCGUGUUUGCGCCUCUGAAUGGUCAAGGGAUUCGAGGAACGGUGACCUUCGUGCAGGAAGAGCCCGGCUCCAAAGUGACCGCCCUCGUCAGCAUCGAAACGCUUUGGGUGGACCCGACCGAGUAUUCGUGGUCAGUUAAUGAAUUCCCCGUCAACUACGGCAGCAACCCUGACGCGCGAUGUGACAAAAGCGUUUUAGGAUCUCCGACGCUAAAACUGGACGAGAUCUUCGGAAAGCUCACCCUUCCCACGGAAUCCACCGUAAUCCUGUCCACAGAUCGGUUCAACUUGACAGGACCGGAUGGUAUUUGGUCACAUUCGCUCGUCAUCACUUCACGGGGUCAGAGUACCUGCGCCACGAUUGAUGCGGAAGCUGAGACCAGAUUUGGGGUUGCCCACUUUACUCGUCCAAUGGCUGGAAGUGUUUACUUUCAAACUCUGAAUGACCGUCAGGGUACAACAACUUCCGUUUUUAGUGACCUUUUUCAUGUGAAUCAGGAUCGUCCAGCAGCAUCGGAUCAUGUAUGGAAACUUUACAUUACGGAUUACACGUCCAAUCCUAGAGAUGACCUCGACUGCAAUGCAAUACAACAAUUGUGGGAUCCCGAUAAUCGUCAAGGAAGUUCGGCAUCCUGUUCCAAGAAGGCUCAAGAUUCCUGCGCUGCUGGCGAGAUGACCGGAAAACAUGGUAAAAUUCGGGUGGGGGCUCGCCAGUCCUCCUUCUCUCGAAAGGUGUUCAUGGACUCCUCCCUUCCUGCAAUUCCCUACGGGGGACGGAGGAAGAUUGUCGUCGUCAUUUUCCAUCCCGACAGACCGGACAACAUUGUGGGCUGUGCUGCUAUUCAAAAGAUUGAACCCAAACGUGGCAUCGCACUAGUUAACGGUUAUGGUGCCAGGGUUAAUUUUACUUUCGUGCAAAAAUCUCCCUUCCAUCCGACAACAAGUCAUAUCACUGGGAGGAACUUGAAAGAACGGGCUGGAGCUUUUCAUAUCCAUGUUUUCCCCAAGUUGGCGAAAAUGAAGCCUGGAGAUCCCGUAUGCCAAAAGACGGGAGGACAUUGGAAUCCUUAUCAAGUAAAUAUGGCUGAUUAUCCUCAACCUGCGGGAGGAAGCGAUGACCAAUUUGAGCUGGGUGACCUGGGUGGAAAGUAUGGAACUCUUGCCGGGCUUGAUAACGUGACCAGCAAAUAUUCUGACCAGAAUUUGCCCCUGUUUGGACCUCAGUCCAUUCUUGGGAGAUCCAUCGUCAUUUAUCGAGCUACGGAUGGUGGUGGGGGUCGAUGGAUUUGUGGAAAUAUUGAAAACACUCAACCCAUGCUGGUCGCAAUGGCCAGGUUCAAAUAUCCUCUCGUGGGGACCAUGUUCUUCAUGCAAGAAGCCAACAACCCGUUUUCAGAGACAAACGUAUUCAUUGAUGGACUGCACUACAGUGAUGGAUCCAAAAAUAACACUUUGGAUCAUCCGUGGGGAGUUCAUUCUGGAGAAAUUAAUAAGGAUUAUUACGACUGGAGAAAUCGAUGCACGAGUGCUGGACCACAGUUCAAUCCGUACAGGGUGAGUACUGAAACGCGUGGAUAUUCCGACUGUGGACCCUCAAGUCCACUCCGAUGUCAAUUGGGAGAUUUGAGUACAAGGCUGCAACGCAUAUCUGUUUCCGGAACAAAAACCGGGGUUAUCCACACGAAGAGGGUCUUCACUGAUACAAAUCUUCCACUUUCUGGACGUAACGGAAUUAUUGGGAAGGCUGUCGUUAUCACGGAUGAUAUCCAUCCUGUACAUCGUGGCGACAGACUAGCUUGCGUUAAAAUUCAACGCGUCUAUCGUGUCAAGGCUGUAGCCAAAGACUGGUUCGGCAAUGGAGAGAAGACUGGAGUAACUGGUCGCUUUGAAUUUAUUCAAGAUACUCCAUUUUCACCUGUCAAGACUUUUGUCAUGCUGAAGGGCCUCGGAGGAAUUGUCAACAAUUAUCAUGUUCAUGAGACUUCCAUUCCCAUCGAUCGAACUCAACCAUGUUCUGAUCAUGCCGUUGGAGGUCAUUUUAACCCAUUCAAUGUUACAAAGUCCCCACUUCGAGGAACCCAAGAUCAAUACGAAGUUGGAGAUUUGAGCGGAAAAUUCGACAAGUUGAGAGAUCUAAAUGCCUUUGAUAAGGAAUAUAAUGACACCAAUAUGGAACUAAUCGCUCCGCUUUCAGUUCUCGGACGUUCCAUUGUGUUGCACAAGAAGGAUAGGAACCUUCGAUACGCUUGUGCAGAUGUCGUUCGUGGUUACAGUCCUUCGGAAGCCUCCGAGUUCCGAGCGAUAGCUUCUUUUCAUCAUCCAGAGGGUUACGUCUGGGGAUAUGUUAGAUUCACCCAGCUUGUGUACAAUGACGGAAGUCUCAGCGAUACAACAAUUGAAGUCAACCUCAAAUAUCCUGGACAAAUUAAUCGAAACGCGACGCGAAACCAUGCUUGGUCUGUCUUUGUCAAUCGAGUGGGACAUGAUGCUUCCGUAAGAUCUCUACAACAUCGUUGUGUCGCAGCCGGCUACCGAUGGAAUCCAUAUUUCAUUCAUCUUGCUGAUCCAAAUAAUGUUGACUUCUACGCCCAAGAAUGCUCCCCCGAGUCUCCUUUGCGCUGUGAUGUAGGUGACGUUUCUGGUCGCUUGGGCCCCAUUUCAAUAGGAGAAAACAAAUUUAUUCUUGCUGACCCUAACCUUCCGUUGAGUGGACCAGCCGCUGUGUUGGGAAGGUCACUUAUAAUCCACGCUCCAAACAAAGGCGUGGAUCGACUCGCCUGUGCCAACAUUGAUCCUGACAAGGACAUCAUUAAAUAUGCAAACAUUCGAAAGCUUAAUAAUUUCUUGCUGGACGAAUUUAUCGACGAGGUAAGAAAGGUCCUUGGAGUCCCAGACUGGAUGCUGACCUAUGACAAUCGCCAAACGAAAGACGUCUACGGAGGCGAAUGCAUACAAAUGCUGUUCCAUUUCAGAGGUCCAGUUGCUGACCGAAUUGAACAAGAUUUUGAUAGACUCCUGAAUGGGAGAGAAAUUUCAAGGCCUAGCUUAGAAAUCCCUGGUGUUCAAAAUCCACCCACGAGAAAGUCUAAGCUCCCGUACAGAACGUGCUCGAAUCGAAGACCUUCAUCUCAACUUACAAAUUCACUAGGACUUGACACUGUGCCAAAAUUUCCAUCAGGUUCUAGUUCCGCUUCCAGAGGUGUGGCUAUUAGUAGCGUUGGAGUUCUACUUAGCGUUCUUCUUUCCCACUUCCUUUCCUCAGUAUUAUAUUCUAGCUCCAGAAGUUCGCCUCUCCGUCGCCCCCUCCAAAUGAUACAUCAGUAAAAUGAUUAUAUCGAAAUGCAAUUAGUACCUUGAUAGGAUUAAGAGAACCAUUUUUUUGUAUAAAGGAUCUAUCUUCCAUAAUUGUUAAUAGGUAUGCUUUUAUCAGUCAUUCGCCCAAAACGAUGGGAAUAAAUGUAUAAAUGUAUUAAGUAAUGACCAUCCGUGUUGGUUGAAGGGAAGCAACAAACCUGUGUGCCAGUCAAAUUACAUUUGUAGUUUUAACAUUUUCUUGGUUAUGCAAGUGCAUGUUCUGUAUGUUUUUAUUUGUUUAAUUUUAAGGAGACAAGAUAUUUUUCAGUCUUCUGCUGUUUAAAACUUGAAUUUUACUUUUAUCUUUUGUCUGUAUCAUGUAUAGGUUUAUUUGAAUAAGUACGUGUGACGUGCUCAACAGAAAGAGCAUAAAAGUGUGGAAUAGAGUUGAAUGCGUGCUAUCUUUUUAAUUAUUUUUUUACACUACAAGCAAAGGGGUAUUUCAGUAAUUAUUGAUUGACUUUUUGUACUUUAAUGUAUAUUAUUAAACAUGAACCAUUAUUUGUAAUCCUGCCAAAUUAAAAAUGUAAAUCUUUUCGUUAGAGUCGGUUACGAUAGCUUUUUAUAUUUGAUUAAUGUUCCUUCAAAACAUUAAUAAUUGGCUAUUUUACUGCAGCUCCAUACAUAAUUUCUGCAGAAUCGUACAAACCAAGUAAUCAUAGAAAAAAUAUUUCAAAAGUACGUUCAAUGUUCCCAUAAGUUAAUACAAAGACGAAACGAGAAAUAAAACUGGAAAAAACGUUA